AUGGAUGAUGCUGCCGUGCUUCGGAAGAAAGGCUAUAGCCUGAGCAAGACGCUCGGAGAGGGCUCUUACGGCAAAGUGAAAUCUGCCUACUGUGACCGGCUGAAACGCAACGUGGCCAUCAAGAUAAUCGACAAGAGGCAAACUCCUCGGGACUUCCUGGAAAGAUUUCUCCACAGGGAAAUAGAGGCCUUGAGGCAUUUGCACCACCCGUCAAUCAUCAAAGCACAUGAUAUUUUUGAGACAUCAUCUGGGCGAGUGUACAUUGUGAUGGAGCUGGGGGAAAAGGGAGACCUCCUGGACUACAUCAAGACGACAGGAGCUAUGGAAGAGGACAUAGCUCGCACCAAGUUUCAGCAGUUGGCUUCUGCCAUCAAGCAUUGCCACGACCUGGACUUCGCUCACCGAGACCUGAAAUGUGAGAACAUCCUUCUCGAUGAGGACCUCAACAUCAAGCUGUCAGACUUUGGCUUUUCCAAAGCCUUGUCCCGGGAUGAAAACAGCAGAAUUAUUCUCAGCAAAACCUUCUGUGGAUCUGCUGCGUAUGCAGCCCCAGAAGUGCUACAGGGCAUUCCUUGUGACCCCCAGAUUUCUGACAUAUGGAGCCUGGGUGUCAUCCUGUACGCAAUGGUCUACGCUCUAAUGCCGUUUGACGAUUCCAAUGUCAGGAAAAUGAUCCGUAUGCAGAAGCAACACAGGAUUCCUUUCCCCAGCUCAAAAUACCUGACUGUAGACUGCAAGGACCUCAUUUACCGCUUGCUCCAGCCCAACGUGUCUCAGAGGUUGCGCAUAGAUGAAGUUUUGAAACACUCAUGGCUGCAGACUCCGAAAUCCACGAUCCCUUCCCCUCCCAAGUCACAUCCCAUUCUGCGGAAGGGGGAAAGAAGAAAACAGGAGCCUCUUAAGGAUGGCUGGUUUCAACAAUAUCACAAAGCUGGUUUAACUUGUGAACUGCUGGUUCUCAACUUCAGCUUCUCUCGACCAUUUCAGCAAGAGUUCUCAUCUUUUGCUCCACAAAGCUGCCUGUACCUUUAA
Eurypyga helias (sunbittern) is the source of this 1032-nucleotide messenger RNA. RefSeq names its product testis-specific serine/threonine-protein kinase 2-like. Gene Ontology annotation, molecular function: ATP binding; tau-protein kinase activity; protein serine/threonine kinase activity. Gene Ontology annotation, cellular component: cytoplasm. Gene Ontology annotation, biological process: protein phosphorylation; microtubule cytoskeleton organization; intracellular signal transduction. Lineage: Eukaryota; Metazoa; Chordata; Aves; Eurypygiformes; Eurypygidae. The transcript is spliced from 3 exons. The record is from RefSeq and is a predicted model, not a curated record. Bases 1 to 1032 code for a protein of 343 amino acids.